Rubroshorea leprosula is the source of this 1863-nucleotide messenger RNA. Lineage: Eukaryota; Viridiplantae; Streptophyta; Magnoliopsida; Malvales; Dipterocarpaceae. The record is from the annotation of a GenBank genome assembly.
ACGUUUUUGCUUUUCUCAAAAAAAAAAAAAGAAAAGAAAAAAAAAGAAAAAAAAAAAGAAAAAAAGAAAAAGUAUACCAUAUUCCACCUCGCACCUAAAAGCAGCACAACUCUGUAAAAUAUUCCCUGGUUUCAACAUUGCCGGAGGAUACUGUUGUUACUAUGUCCCUCCUCCAAAACUUGCCGUCGUAUUCCACUCUGUUCGGCGCCUACGCCUCUCUCUCAGGUACCGUAACUCUUCUCCAAUCAACCGUCAACCUGGUACCCCAACCCAUCAGAAACUUUGUCUGGUCCCAAACGCAAAAAUAUCUCCUCACCAACCAUUCCUCCUCCACCUCCACCUUCAAAAUCAGAGAGUUCUACGGCCUCGAACGCAACCUUCUCUUCGACGCCGCCAAAGUUUACUUACCAAAUCUCCCCUCCGCCAGCCUAAUGAAAGUCGACGUCGCAAGAGUUCGCUCGCAUAAAAAUCUCUCCUUUGCCUUAUGCGAAGGCGAACGGGAAGGCGAACGCGAAGUGGUCGUCGAGGAUACCUUCCGCAACAUAAAAGUUACCUGGUAUUUAAUCCGUUCUCAAAAUCAAGUAAAAAACUUUCGAGAAAAUCCGUUCAUUUCUUCUUCUGAAAAUAGUUAUUUUGAGCUAUGUUUCAAUUCCCAAAACAGAGAUGAAGUCAUCUCUGAUUAUCUCCAGCAUGUUUUGAACACAUCCGCCUCCUUGACUCAGAAAGACAGGGAGUUGAGGCUUUUCACUUACCCUUCCAAAUACGAGUCCAAUUGGACAUCCACGUUUUUGCAACACCCUGCUUCCUUCGACACUAUUGCCAUGGAACCUGAUGAGAAACAGAAAAUCAUUGAUGAUUUGAAGCUGUUCCAGUCAAGCAAAGAAUUUUAUCAGGGGAUUGGCAAGGCUUGGAAGCGUGGGUAUUUGUUUUAUGGUCCUCCAGGGACUGGAAAAUCAAGCUUGAUUGUGGCCAUUGCUAAGUUUUUGAAAUAUGAUGUGUAUGACUUGGACCUUAGUAGUAUCCGUUCCAAUUCGGAGCUGAGGAACGUUGUGUUAAGCAUCUCUCCCAAGUCCGUUCUUGUGAUUGAGGAUAUAGACUGUUAUAAAGAGGUCCAAGAUCGAUCCAAAAAAAUUGGGAUUAUGAAUAAUGAUCCUCCCUUGGAUACUGGAAAAAAGAACAAGGGCUCUGCCUGUACGCUUUCGGGAAUACUGAACGCUAUUGACGGUCUCUGGUCGGGGUGUGGAGAGGAGAGGAUCAUCAUAUUGACUACCAAUCAUAAGGACAAGAUUGAUCCUGCAUUGAUUCGUCCUGGUCGGAUCGACAAGCAAAUUGAGUUGUCCUACCUCAAGCCGAUGGCUUUUCCAGAGUUGGCCUCCAACUAUCUCAGGGUCCGCGACGGCGAACACCCUCUCUUGGAAGAAAUCAAAGGCUUGUUGGAGCACACAGAGGUGACCCCUGCAUCUGUUGCUGAAGAAUUGUUGUGGAGAAGGAGAUGCAGCGUUGAUCAUGCUCUUGGAGAAGUUGUUAAUUUUCUUAAGCGGAAGAAGAUGGAAGAGGUGAAAGAAGGUACCGGGACGCUUGCCAAAUCAAAUAGGAGGAAAUCAAAGAGGAGAAAAUCAUCUCAAUAUUGAAUUUUUUUUUUCCUCAUUUCAUCUUGGAGUUCUUGAAUAAUGUCCAUGAACUGUAAAGCAGGUUAAUAGACACAAUAGUCGGUGCUAAUUUUAGAUCUCUUUCUCUUGUACAAACCACCUUAAUUUCUGUUGAAAAUAUUAGCCUCCUUAUGCUUUUGGUGUGAACCAGGCUAGUUGCCAAGACAACACAGCUAGAGGGUGAGAAAAUGCAGGAGGCUGAAGUACGUUAACU